UCGAGAUCGCCCUGCCGGAUGGCCUGGGGCCCUGGAGCGAGGAGGCGGAGCGGCUCCUCGGCAGCUGCUCUCUGCAUGUGGGCCUGGCCGACGUGAAGGACUGCUUCCACAGGUUGCGACUUCCUGGAUGGCCCUCCGAGUACUUCUGCCUACCCGUCGUGCCCGCGUAUUUGCUGGGCGUGGAAGGCGAGAUCUGGGAAGGCAGGACUCUGGAGAGGCACGAUAUGGUGAGUCCCUGCUGGGCCGUCUUUCCGAUGGGUUUCACGUGGGGCUCGCGGGCUGCCCAGCGGAUCAACGAGUACCAGGCGAGUUCCCUCUGCCCGCAGCUGCGCGAGAGCCCCCUCUCUGACCGUGGCAGGCCCCCCAUCUUCGGCCCCGGCGUCCCCAAGGGCCACGUCUCGCACUACGCGUACGUCGACAACCUGGGGGUGGCCUCCACCGACCAGCCCAUCGUCACCGAUGCGAUCGCGCAGCUGGUUGAGGGCUUCGACCAGCGCGGCCUCCUCCUCCACGGCAGCUCCGUGGGCACAAAGGUCGAGACGCUGGGCACCGAGGUUUCGGGGGCCCUCUGGAGGACGAGAGUGACGCAGAAGCGGUUCUGGCUCAUUCGACAGGCCCUGAACGGCCUCCUGCGACGCCGCCGCCUCUCAGGCUGGGCGGUCGAGGUCCUGGUGGGCCACUGCACGUUUGCGGGAUUGCUGAGCAGGGGUACGUUGAGCGUAUUCCACACGGUCUAUGCCUUCAUGCGGAAGUCAUACGCCGAGCCUAGCGUGCUGUGGCACGAGGCCCGCCAGGAGCUCGAGACGUCCCGAGGCCUCCUUAUCUUCUUGGAUAGCGAUUGGACGCUGCAGCGUAACGAUCUGGUGGUGGCGACCGACAGCAGCUUGGAGGCAGGAGCUGUCUCGACCACCCGGUGGCCUCGUUCGCUGGUGGCCGAGGUGGGCCGCGUGCAGGUGCCCGCCACGGCCCUGGCGAGCAGCCGCUGGCGCACCAAGCAGGUGCAGCGCUGGCGGUUCGAGGGGGGCAUCCUUAUUAAGGACUGGAGGGCCAGGCUGAGCUUGGCCGAGCUGUCGCCAGCGCCCAAACUGCCCAGGCACGAGCGCGACCUCCAAGCCCUCCCCCAGGACUGGUCGCACCCGAUCGUGGCCGGCAGCGUCGACGGCGGCAGCACCUCCGACGAUCAGCAGGCGAUGGUCGGCUACGUGAACCAUCUGUCCUUCGAGGGCCCCGAGAACGCCAAGGGCUGUCAGGAGAGGGCAGGCCUCAUGUACUGGUUCGGGGAGUUCUCGAGGCAGGGCAAAGCCAGGGCACCUCGGGCGUGGAGGGGCCUCCAGGGGUGGCGCAGGCUGGCGCCCCGGCGGGGCCGCCGCGCAAGGCCGUUGGCCCUCAGGUGCGGGCCCGCCUGGCGCAUGGGGGUGCGGAAUGUGCUGCCGAUGGCGGUGUUCCUGCUCGCGAUGGUCUCCGGCUAUCUCUGGCCCAGUCGUCGGCUGAAGUUGGCGAGAGGCAACAUCAUCGCGCCUGCGAUGGGAGAGCGCCGUCGGCGGUCGCUGCUGCUGUUGCUGGACAACAG
Prorocentrum cordatum is the source of this 1570-nucleotide messenger RNA. NCBI's taxonomy places the organism in Eukaryota, Dinophyceae, Prorocentrales, Prorocentraceae. The record is from the annotation of a GenBank genome assembly.